Molecule: messenger RNA, 3364 nt
Organism: Oncorhynchus gorbuscha (pink salmon)
Lineage: Eukaryota; Metazoa; Chordata; Actinopteri; Salmoniformes; Salmonidae
Gene: glb1l2
Product: galactosidase beta 1 like 2
Exons: 19
Coding region: 69-1889 (606 amino acids)
Biological process (GO): carbohydrate metabolic process
Cellular component (GO): vacuole
Molecular function (GO): beta-galactosidase activity
Source: RefSeq, a predicted model, not a curated record
CGUCCGUGAAGAGCACACUUCUCCACCGUGCCGGUGGCCAUCGAAGCCUGCAGCCAGAGGUGAGGAGAAUGAGCCAGAAAGAGGGUCUGAGGGCCAACUCCUUUCAGUUCACUCUGGAGGGAGAGCCCUUUCGCAUCCUGGGGGGCUCUAUCCACUACUUCCGCGUCCCCAGAGCCUACUGGGAGGACCGGCUGCUGAAGAUGAGGGCCUGUGGGGUCAACACUCUCACCACGUAUGUGCCAUGGAACCUUCAUGAGCCAGAGAGAGGGGUUUUCAACUUCCAGGACCAGUUGGAUUUAAAGGCAUACAUCAGCCUAGCAGCAGAGUUGGGGCUCUGGGUGAUUCUGCGGCCAGGACCCUACAUCUGUGCUGAGUGGGACUUAGGAGGGCUCCCCAGCUGGCUGUUACGUGACAAAAACAUGAAGUUGAGGACAACCUACCCUGGCUUCACAGAAGCAGUGAACUCUUUCUUUGACAAACUCAUCCCAAUAAUUAAGCCUCUACAAUUUAAAGAGGGAGGCCCCAUCAUUGCAGUUCAAGUGGAGAAUGAGUAUGGCUCAUAUGCAAAGGAUGAACACUACAUGCCUUUUAUAAAGGAGGCUCUACUAUCCAGAGGAACCAAUGAACUCCUGCUGACAUCAGACAACCGGGAGGGGCUCAAAUGUGGAGGAGUGGAUGGAGUUCUCAAGACGGUAAACCUUCAAAGACUGGCCUACGGAACAAUACAAUAUUUAGCGUACAUGCAGCCCCAGAAACCUCUGCUUGUAAUGGAGUACUGGUCUGGGUGGUUUGAUGUCUGGAGUGAAUCUCACCAUGUGUUUCCAGCAGAGGACAUGUUGGCUGUGGUGUCACAGAUACUGGAGUCAGGUGUAUCCAUCAACCUCUAUAUGUUCCAUGGUGGAACCAGCUUUGGCUUCAUGAAUGGAGCUGUGGCGAACCUUGGCACCUACAAACCUCAGGUCGGCAGCUAUGAUUAUGAUGCACCGCUAUCCGAGGCUGGAGAUUACACCACCAAGUAUCAGCUCUUGAGGAAUUUAUUCAGCCAGUUUCACAGUGAGAAGCUUCCUGAGGUUCCCUCUCUCCAGGCCAGGAGAGUGUAUGAGCCUGUCAUCAUUCAGCAGCAUCUGUCACUGUGGGAGAGCCUGCAGUUUACUGAGAAGCCCUUUAAGUCAGAGGAGCCUGUCAACAUGGAGAACCUUCCUGUCAACAGUAAUAAUGGUCAGUCCUAUGGCUACACUCUAUAUGAGACCACUAUCAGCAGGGGAGGCCUUCUGAACUCCAAGAAAAAUGUUAAAGACAGAGCCCUGGUGUUUGUGGACAGACACUUUGUUGGUGUCCUGGACUAUAAAUCGGUAGAGUUUGCACUGCCUGAUGGGAAGGGAGAGCGAACAUUGAGUUUACUUGUGGAGAACUGUGGAAGAGUGAAUUAUGGGAAAGCCCUAGAUGAUCAGCGUAAAGGUCUGGUGGGAGAUAUUGUAUUGAACCACGUGCCUCUGAAGGACUUUAAAAUCUACUGUUUGGAUAUGAAGCCAAACUUCCUAAAGAGACUGAGUGCAGCAAGCCAGUGGAACUCAGUCCCCCAGAAGCCUUCCUUCCCAGGGUUCUUCCAGGGUAUGCUGUAUGUGGACGGCCAUCCCAGAGACACCUUCAUCAGACUGCCUGGCUGGAGUAAAGGAGUGGUCUUUAUCAACGGGCAGAAUCUUGGACGCCACUGGUCCAUCGGUCCCCAGAAAACCCUCUACCUCCCUGGACCUUGGCUCAAAAGUGGAAGUAAUCAGAUCAUUGUGUUCGAGGAACAGAAAGCUGAUGACAAAUUAGUAUUUGUUGAAAAUCCUGAUCAUGGAAAAACAAUUGAUGUAUACAAAUAUCCAUUUUGUGUUCUGCUUUGAAAUUAUAAAUAUUUUAAAUAAAUUGACACAGCAAUUUCUUAUAACAUAGUAAUAACACGGUAAUACAAAGCUAUGAUUACCUUAACACAUUGUAUGUAAUGUUGUUUUUGUGUUAUGGGAUGGGUCUACCACUGAAUGUGAUGAUAGACAUGUAUUUUUAUGUAGUCUAGAGCACAGUCAUAAGGCAAGUUACAUACACUACCGUUCAUAUGUUUUUGGGGUCACUUAGAAAUGUCUGUUUUUGAAGGGAGUAGUACACAACAUUGUACAAGAUCUUCAGUUUCUUGACAAUUUCUUGCAUGGAAUAGCCUUCAUUUUUCAGAACAAGAAUAUACUGACCAGUUCCAGAAGUAAAUAUUUUGUUUCUGGCCAUUUUGAGCCUGUAUUUGAACCCACAAAUGCUGAUUCUCCAGAUGGCCAGUUUUAUUGCUUCUUUAAUCAGAACAACCGUUUUCAGCUGUGCUAACAUAAUUACAAAAUUAUUUUCUAAUGCUCAAUUAACCUUUCAAAAUCUUAAACUUGGAUUAGCUAACACAACAUGUCAUUGGAACACAGGAGUGAUGGUUGCUGAUAAUGGGCCUCUGUAUGCCUAUGUAGGUAUUCCAUUACAAAUCGUCUGUUUCCAGCUACAAGUGUCAUUUACAAUAUUAUCAAUGUCUACACUGUAUUUCUGAUCAGUUUGAUGUUAUUUUAAUAGACAAAAGCUAUUUUUUUCUUUCAAAAACAAGUAAAUUUCAAAGUGACACCAAAUUUAUGAACAGUAGUGUACAUGCAUUAAAAGACAAGACUUUGAGUGGUGGAAUGUAGACUAUUACAACAAAGAAAGGUGAGAUGGAAGAGAUAAAGGACAACUAAGUUCAAAGGUAAAAUGCAGAUGUGUAAAACAUUCAAGUUCAGUACCUUACUCUAGUUGUCUGGAUAGGCAGUGUUAUUGUCCAUCUAAAAUGAAAUAUAGAUGAAAAAACAAACUCCUUGAUUUCACAUUUACAGUAUUUGUCUUGCGUACUGUUAGGCAUACUUUUGCUGUUAGGUUGACUAAAAAGGUAUUUCAUUGUAUUUAGAUGAACACAAUAUAGUUUGCAGCGCAUCUUAUGCUCAUCUUGAAUGGUAAAGCUCAGGUUAUUAGUGCGUAAACAUUAGCCUACAAUCUUUUUUUAACUGGUCAUUUUAUUUGAUCAUAAAUUCUUUGUUCUUCUCUGUAAUAACUUUAUAAUAAUCUGGCACGCCCCUUUGUGUAUUUUAUUUUAUUUGAUGAAUGCUUGUAUAUCAUUGAUUUUAAAUCUUUCUUAUUACAGAUUAUCCUUUAUAUUGACCUCUGUUUAUCAUCUAACCCGAUUUUUGCCUAUUCACUUUUACCCUUACCUACAUGUACACAGUGGCAACACGUCAUUCAGGGCAGGUUAGGCUUGCCUGUUUUGCAUGUUAUUUUGGCAUUAGUACAUGUCUCACAUCAGUUUGCAAACAAUGUAACAAAA